UGGGAUGAGGGUGAUUAGCUGGGUUUAGGAUGACGUACAGUAACUUUGUGUUUAAUCAUUUGGAUCCUUGGCUUUUGUCCUCCCUUUGCAGAUAGAGGGACACCACUAUUUGCGUCAGUACCAGGGCACACUGUUGUUUUUAAGUAUUGUAGAUGAAAAUCCAUUUUUAAGAUUGUGAAGAAGAUAAUCUAUUACACUGGCAUUUACCUGUAAAAGAAUCUGAGUUGGAUUUAGUCUAUUAUGGGUGCAAAGAUCAUCAUGAAAAUAGCUAUUAAGUUCUCGCUCUACUGGAAUGGAUUACACAUUGCGCCUUGAACGUACUUUCAACGUUCAGCUUCUGUAAGGUACAUUGCACAGCUGUCUUUGGAGAUCAUCAAACUCUGUUUUUUCUUUCUUUGGACUUUAACUAGUUGUUCAACAUGGCUCUCAUGAAGGUAAAGUUUGACCUGAAGAAACGGGUGAAGCUGGCCCAGAUGCUAUGGCUCAUGUACUGGUUUUCUGUUAUGGCUGGUGUUCUUGUCUUCAGCAUGGGACUUUUCUUUAAAAUCGAACUUCGCAAGAGAAGUGAACUUAUGGACAACAAUGAGAGUCAUUUUGUACCCAACAUUCUAAUCGGUGUGGGUCUUUUAGCAUGUUUUCUCAAUGCCUUUGGGGGCAAAAUCUGCUAUGACUCGCUCGACUCCACCAAGUUUGCGAAAUGGAAGUCCAUUUUGCACCCCUUUCUCAUUUGUUGUGUGUUCUUCAACUUCCUCCUCAUCCUCACGGCGGCUCUGUGCUUUGCCAUGCGCAUUCCUCUAGAGUUUACCCUUGCCGAGGGCCUGAAAAAUGGAAUGAAGUUCUACAAGGACACCGAUACACCCGGUCGCUGCUACAUGAAGAGAACUCUGGAUCUCAUGCAGAUAGAGUUCCGCUGCUGUGGCAACAACAACUACAAAGAUUGGUUCGAGAUCCAGUGGGUGAGCAACCGUUACCUGGACUUCAGCUCCAAGGAAGUCAAAGAUCGAAUCAGCAGCAAUGUGGAUGGAAAAUACCUAAUGGAUGGCGUUCCCUUCAGCUGUUGUAACCCUAGCUCGCCACGGCCCUGUAUCCAGCAGCAAGUAACCAACAACUCGGCUCACUACAGCUAUGACCACUACACCGAAGAACUAAACAUCUGGAAACGUGGCUGCCGAGACGCUCUUGUAUCAUACUAUGGUGGAAUGAUGAACUCUAUUGGGAUACUUGUGUUGGCGGUCACCCUCUUGCAAACUGCUGUAAUGAUUGGACUUCAGUACAUAAACACCUCUCUGUCCACGCUGGUCAACCCAGAAGACCCUGAGAGUGAGAGCGAGGGCUGGAUCCUGGAGAAAACUGUCAAAGAGACCUUCACUGAUAUCAUGGCUAAGAUGAAGGCCAUGGGCAAAGGCAAUCAAGUGGACGAGGGGGCAAAUGAAGAGGCUGUUGCCACUGCGAGCUGAGCUAACCCCGCCCACCAAACUUUGGCCACACCUACCUGAGGUAGAGAGCUGUGGGACACAGCCUAAAACUGUAACUAUAUCAUCCACACUACACAAAGUGUAGACAAAGCCAAUUAAUGAAGAACUGGUGAAGAAAAAAUCGGAAUACAAACCUUUGUCAGUUAUUUACAUUCCUUUAAAUAAUUUGGUAUACUAGAAACCAAUAUUAUGGUGAAAACACGUAUUAGUAUACAAAUGAUUGGUUUGUAAAUAGGGGCUUUAAAUAUAAUAUAAUAUAAUCAAGUUGUAAUUUUACCAGCUUCGCUUUCCCCUUUGACUUUGUACUUUGCUACAAAAAAUGUAAACGUUUUUAUAGUCAUUUUUAUAGUCAUAUCUUGUUUUAUUUAUGAGUUGAUAUUCAACCUAAGAAUGGCUAGUCACGGAUUUGGCAUAGUGUGAACGGUAAAAAUAUGGAAACUAGCCUCGGGACAGUCAGUACUUUUAUUUAUUAGGAAUAAACAACACAAUUUGUCAUGGGACAGGUAUGGCAAAUGCAAAGAAAACACAUUUUUAGACAGGUGUCUUUUCA
Molecule: messenger RNA, 2025 nt
Organism: Rhinichthys klamathensis goyatoka
Lineage: Eukaryota; Metazoa; Chordata; Actinopteri; Cypriniformes; Leuciscidae
Gene: prph2a
Product: peripherin 2a (retinal degeneration, slow)
Exons: 3
Coding region: 420-1457 (345 amino acids)
Biological process (GO): visual perception
Cellular component (GO): membrane
Source: RefSeq, a predicted model, not a curated record